Canariomyces notabilis is the source of this 2265-nucleotide messenger RNA. RefSeq lists its product as uncharacterized. NCBI's taxonomy places the organism in Eukaryota, Fungi, Ascomycota, Sordariomycetes, Sordariales, Chaetomiaceae. Bases 158 to 2101 code for a protein of 647 amino acids. The record is from RefSeq and is a predicted model, not a curated record. The transcript has 6 exons.
UGAAGUAGACACAGCACUAAAAACAAAUCCCGCCGAGACGAGGCGUUGCAUACAAGACCCAUUCGACUGUCCACCCUAGCCUGAUUAUCUUGGACGCCAUCCCUUUUCACUGCCACAACAAUCUUCCAGCCAUCGACCAUCAAACUAACUAUCCAUUAUGGCUGAGAUCGAUGCAACCGCGUUGACCGCACUCAUAAUCUCGCUGGUUGCCCUCGUGGUAGCAGUGGGACAGAUCCUCCAGCAGUAUGUUGCAACUGCCGAUGGCUAUCGUCGAUGCCUGCCUUCUGUCAUGGGCCAAUGGGGAACCAAGUCGGAGAGGAGGUGGAGGUUCAUGGAGUUCCGCUUCGAGACAAUCUACUACGUCCCUAGCAUUUCGGUUGGCCCACCUGGCGUUGUUGUAGCAGAUUCGAAAUCCAUAUCCGAACUCCGACAAAAGGACUGGCGCAAAAUAGACCUUUCGAACUCGACAUACACAUUGAAAAGUAUAGAGCCUCUGAUAAAUGACACUGAAGAGCAUAAGCGGAAGUACGGAGACUACGGUGCGAUGGUUUGUUGGGUGGCCUUCCUCGAACGACUGUAUGAGCGCCAGAAGGAGAUAGAGGACGCUUUCGAAUGGUGGUGGCCUGCACCGGAGUCGAAGGAUUUUCAACGCCACGUAAAUACUAUGCCGACGAUUCCUUGCGUCAGGAUCCUUCGAAGAUCUUGGGACUUCAUGCCGCCCGAAGUUGUCCGUCCCUUGUGUGAGACUACCAUCUCGGACAUUGCCCUUCUCGUGUUGCGCCUUGGUAUGAGCUGGAAGGAGUUCAAUCCGGCCAAUAGAAAACUAAGAGCCGAAGGCCCCGGUAGUCUCAUCACCUCCAGAUACGUUCCGUCUGUCGGUCUCUGCCUGGAGUAUAUCACUACUGGCUACGCUAAAGUCUCCAAGGAACCAAUCCGGCCCACCACGGACCGUCCCAAGGCCGCCGGGAUCCAGGGAGAUCCCGCACCAGACCAAGUCGGGCCAGUCAUCGAGGUCAACAGUAAGACCAACAAGAGCCGUGCUACAAUCUCUAGCUACCAAAGCAAGUCCACCAGGGAAUCCCCAAGCUUAGGGCCCGUACUGCUGAAUUCUUUCCUGCCUGUAGACGGUGUCUCGUACUUUCUGUUCGGCAUUGUUCCCGGAAAUGAUAGCCUUAGCUGCUUUAGUCGCCCUCUAGGGACUCUAAAUGAGAUCAAGGAAUUCUUAGAUUUCCUCGACAGCACCGCCGAGAAGUCAUCCAAUCUGCCAGGGUUGCUGGUGGAAGCGAUGAAGCACAGAGAGGGUUGGAUUCCCGGGUUCAACGACAUCAUUCCAAUUACGGCCCCAAAACUCGGCAGAAAGUCGUCUCCGUUGUGCAACCUACCCAUGCCUAACACUUACUCAGCUGGUGUGCUCCGAACAGAGGAAGGGUUAUUCACUUUCUGCGAGAGAUUGAAAGAAUAUGUUGAGGAACAUCCCUCCAAGCAGCUCAAAAGUAUCCAAGAUUUUGUGGAGAAGCUGGAAAAACAUAUAGAGUGGAAAGCCAACGAUAGCGUGUGGGCUAGUAUUAGCCCCGCGGAGCACAUCUCUCCCCAAGAAGCCUAUAACGCCAGGAAGGGAUUCCACGUCUUGGUUCACGACGCUUUAGAUGAAGCAGAGAAACACCUCAGACUCAUCAACGUGGACCCUCAUGGCUCUAUUCACAACCACAAGACGGAACUGAAGCAUGGCUUCUGCUAUGACACUCUCGUCGUGGAGCAUCUCCGCAUGAGUAUCACCAGCUACAAAACAGCAAUGUACAACAUGGACAAAACCCCGAUGCCCAAGCACUGGAAAGGCAUGGACAAGGGACGUAGCUGGCUUUCCGCCUGUAUGAACCAGUACUGGGACGAGCUAGAGGAACUCGCGAAAUCGGUUGAGAAGAUCACAGUGCCACCGGACCGCAUAAGAGUGGAACCUGACUACAGACUCUUGGUUGUGGAUGCCUGGGUCACCAUGAUAUUUCGAGCUUUCUGCUGGCACCACUGUCAUCGGCUGGUUGCGGUCAAGAUUGUACUCCCGUCGGAAUGGCACGGGAGUCGGAUGCCGGUGUAUAUUGGAUGAUUCGGAUUGUUUGCUUGGAUGAUAUCGUAACUGCAACGGGACAAACGACAGUUCCCUUUGGGACCUUCCAUGACUACACCUGGAUCCUAUUCUUUACAAUACUCACUUACUCAAUACUGACUGCUCACAUCAGGUCUAUCAGCAACGCCGCCAGUGACCACCAA